Centrocercus urophasianus (Greater sage-grouse) is the source of this 3678-nucleotide messenger RNA. RefSeq names its product minichromosome maintenance complex component 3 (gene MCM3). Gene Ontology annotation, molecular function: single-stranded DNA binding; ATP hydrolysis activity; ATP binding. Lineage: Eukaryota; Metazoa; Chordata; Aves; Galliformes; Phasianidae. Bases 457 to 2889 code for a protein of 810 amino acids. Gene Ontology annotation, biological process: DNA replication; double-strand break repair via break-induced replication; mitotic DNA replication initiation. The transcript has 18 exons. Gene Ontology annotation, cellular component: MCM complex; nucleus. The record is from RefSeq and is a predicted model, not a curated record.
UCAGCAGGAGGAACCCUGCAACACUGCUUAGGGCUGGGACUCCCUUUGGACUGACACAUUACCACUUCCUUCCCAGUUUAUGGGAUGGCCAUCUGCAUUCUCCUCGCUAAGAUCUGCUGACGGGAGCUCUGAUUCCAGAUCCCCGCCCCCAGCCCUUGCGGGGAGCGCUGCCCUCCGCGCCACCCCUCCGCCUCCUCCGCGCUGAUUGGCUGCCGCUGCUGCUCGUCAAGUCCCGCGACUUCCCCUUUGCUUCCCAUUGGCCGACUCCCGGCGGCGCCGCCCAAUGAGGAGCGGAACUCCACCCCCGCGGUGGCGGGAAAACGCUCGGUUUUGGCGCCAAAGGAGGUGUGUGGAGCCCGUUUUGAUCGGGGCCGGCGUUUGGGGUCGCCGCCGGGGGUCUCUUAGGAUCCAUUCGGGAUCCCGGUUCCCGCCUGUUUGCUACCGCCUCCUGGCACCAUGGCAGCCCCGGAGGGCGGGUUGGACGACGCGGAGCUGCGAGAAGCUCAGCGGGAUUACCUGGAUUUCCUGGACGAUGAGGAAGAUCAAGGGGUUUAUCACGGCAAAGUACGCGACAUGAUCAGCGACAACCAGAACCGCCUGCUGGUCAACAUCAACGACCUGCGGAGGAGGAACGAGAAGAGAGCCAGCCGGCUUUUGAACAACGCCUUUGAGGAGCUCAUCGCCUUCCAACGUGCUCUGAAGGACUUUGUUGCCUCUGUUGAUGCCACCUAUGCCAAGCAGUAUGAGGACUUCUAUAUUGGGCUGGAGGGCAGCUUUGGUUCCAAGCACGUCUCGCCACGGACGCUGACUGCCUGCUUCCUGAGCUGCAUCGUUUGUGUGGAGGGCAUCGUGACAAAGUGCUCUCUGAUUCGUCCUAAGGUUGUCCGGAGUGUCCAUUAUUGCCCAGCCACCAAGAAGACUAUUGAGCGCCGAUACACAGACUUGACAUCCCUGGAUGCUUUCCCUUCCAGUUCUGUCUACCCUACAAAGGAUGAGGAGAAUAACCCCCUGGAGACAGAGUUUGGCCUCUCAGUCUACAAAGACCAUCAGACCAUCUCCAUCCAGGAGAUGCCUGAGAAGGCACCAGCAGGGCAGCUGCCACGCUCAGUGGAUGUCAUUCUGGAUGAUGACCUGGUGGACAAAGUGAAGCCUGGAGAUCGCAUCCAGGUGGUCGGGACGUAUCGCUGCCUGCCAGGAAAGAAAGGAGGUUACACGUCGGGGACAUUCAGGACUAUCCUCAUUGCCUGCCAUAUCAAGCAGAUGAGCAAAGAUGCUCGGCCUCUCUACUCUGCUACUGAUGUGGCCAAGAUCAAGAGGUUCAGCAGGAAUCGCUCUAAGGAUAUCUUUGACCAGCUGGCCAGAUCCCUGGCACCCAGCAUCCACGGGCACGAGUUCAUCAAGAAGGCCCUUCUGUGCAUGCUGCUUGGAGGGGUGGAGAAGGUCCUGGAGAACGGGAGCCGCAUCCGAGGAGACAUCAACAUCUUGCUGAUAGGAGACCCUUCUGUGGCCAAAUCCCAGCUGCUGCGCUAUGUGCUGAGCACUGCUCCCCGUGCCAUUGGCACUACUGGCAGGGGCUCCUCUGGUGUUGGCUUGACUGCUGCUGUCACCACCGACCAAGAAACCGGUGAACGGCGUCUGGAAGCGGGGGCCAUGGUGUUGGCUGACAGGGGUGUGGUGUGCAUCGAUGAGUUUGACAAGAUGUCUGACAUCGACCGCACGGCCAUCCACGAGGUGAUGGAGCAGGGCCGUGUCACCAUCGCCAAGGCCGGCAUCCACGCUCGCCUCAACUCCCGCUGCAGCGUCCUGGCAGCUGCCAACCCCGUCUAUGGCCGGUACGACCAAUACAAGACGCCCAUGGAGAACAUUGGCCUGCAGGACUCCUUGCUCUCCCGUUUUGACCUGCUGUUCAUCAUGCUGGACCAGAUGGACUCUGAGCAGGACAGGGAGAUCUCGGAUCACGUCCUGCGAAUGCACCGCUACCGCAACCCCAAUGAGCAGGAUGGGGAUGCCAUGCCCCUGGGCAGCGCCGUGGAGAUCCUGGCUACGGAUGACCCUGAUUUUGCACAGGAGGAGGAACAGGAGCUCCAAGUGUAUGAGAAACACGAUGAGCUCCUGCAUGGGCCCAACCGCCGCAGGGAGAAGAUCGUCAGCAUGGAGUUCAUGAGGAAGUACAUCCACGUGGCAAAAAUGAUCAAGCCUGUCUUGACCCAGGAAUCAGCAGAUUACAUAGCAGAGGAAUACUCACGCCUGCGCAGCCAGAACCAGAUGAACUCAGACAUUGCCAGGACCUCCCCAGUCACAGCCCGUACCUUGGAGACAUUGAUCCGCCUCUCCACGGCCCAUGCUAAGGCCAGGAUGAACAAGACUAUUGAUCUGCAGGAUGCAGAGGCAGCUUUGGAGCUGGUGCAGUUUGCCUACUUCAAAAAGGUGCUGGAAAAGGAGAAGAAGCGCAAAAAGCAGGUGGAGGAUGACUCAGAGAAGGAGGAGGAGGAGGAGGAGACGCAGCCUGAGAAGGAGGGCAGGAAGCAAAGGAGGAAGAAGGCACGCACAGAAGGCGAGGAGGAAUCCUACGAUCCCUAUGACUUCAGUGACACUGAGCAGGAGAUGCCAGAGGUCCAGGCACAUACUCCCAAGACACCUGAAGCCUCGGCUACUGGGGAAGCAAAGAAGCCAGAGUUGUCUGACCCACGGUUGAAAGCCUUCAAGGCCGCCUUGCUGGAGGUCUUCAAGUCUUCCCACGCUCAGUCUGUGGGCCUGAAGAGCGUGAUGGAGUCCAUCAACCGUGACAACCCUGAGCCCUUCUCGCUUGCCGAAGUGAAGUUGGCGUUGGCCCACAUGCAAGAUGACAACCAGAUCAUGGUGUCUGAUGACAUCAUCUUCCUAAUCUGAGCCUCGAGGAGGAGGAGGAGCCCAAAUUUUACCUUCACCUCUCCUGAAUGCUUCAUCUGGCUGUGCUGAACUUCGGGAAGCACUUUACUGGCUGUGAAGCUCUCUCACUUGCCACCUCUGAACUGGAGUAUUUGGGAAGAAGUUUGGUUCUGCACAUAGUCAAAAGGAAGAAUUAAUGUGCAAGUUACUGAUCUGCUUGAUGUGUUUUUUAGCUGUGACCUGGGUUAUGUGCAAGCUCAGGUUGGUUUUACUCAAGGCUAGUUUGUCUUCGUGCAGCAGGACUCCCUGUGGCAGGCUUUUGCCCUUAUAAAUCUUUCUUUUCUCCCCAUCUGGGGGCUUUCCAGGCUGGGAGGAGCCUCUUCCCUCCCAGCUUUUCUUACUGUUUAAUUAAAACAAAAACAUGGGUUUAAGCAUUCAAUAGCAGCACUAGUAAGAAGAAAUAUGGGGGGAGGUGGAAGGAAGGAGGGGAUGAGGGAAGUUGGAGAUGGAAUUCUCCUCCAAACCAACAUGCUGCCAUGGUCAGGGAGGGUUUUCAAGAAAACUGAAAUCACAGGUUAACCCGCAGCCAGAGCUGGUGAAGGUUUGGGAUGUUAAAAUUCCAUUAUUUUGUGUUUGUUUUUAUUUUGGUGAAUUUGAGGUUAAGCUUUGGAGAAGGCCCUGAGCAGCACAGACUCUUUCUAUUCUCCUUGCCAGGAUAUCUGCACCGCUCAAGUGCCCUUAUUUGUGUCAGUGACACCAUCAGUGUUAACUUGCAUAAUAAAACCUGUCUGUAGAUAACAUUUGGUCCCA